Molecule: messenger RNA, 12943 nt
Organism: Siniperca chuatsi (mandarin fish)
Lineage: Eukaryota; Metazoa; Chordata; Actinopteri; Centrarchiformes; Sinipercidae
Product: shaker-related potassium channel tsha2-like
Exons: 2
Coding region: 1556-2998 (480 amino acids)
Biological process (GO): potassium ion transmembrane transport; protein homooligomerization
Cellular component (GO): membrane; voltage-gated potassium channel complex
Molecular function (GO): protein binding; delayed rectifier potassium channel activity
Source: RefSeq, a predicted model, not a curated record
UUUAGUUUAGGAAAAACAGAAUUUCAUAUCAGCCCUGUGUUUUUAAUAAUAUCAUACAUUCCCAUUUCCAGACAAUAACAGCAAAAGUUUUUUGUGUGAAAGAUGUUGGCUGGAGUUACAUUCAAACAUACCACUGAAGGUUAUCAUGCAUUUGUCUCAUAUUAUAAAUAUGUUUGAUUGUGUUAUUUUGGUUGCUUAGAAUUAGAUCUCCUGGUAUUCCCUUAAACACUUGUCAUUUCUGAAUGACUCCCACUGUAUCUGCUCCUCUGUGUUGGCUGAAAGAUGCAAAUCUGUUUUUUCCUUUUCAUGUCAUCUCAUUUUUUCGUUUUCCCCCUGCAGCUCCCUCGGGCCAUUCCAUGGGAAAAGAAACUUUUCCUGCGGCCCUGGGAGAAAUCCAGCUAUUUUAGGAAAACACGUCACUGCUUUGAGCUGCAGCCCAGAAACUCUCCCUUCUUUCCAUCAUCCAGCUUUUCUUUUUUGCUCUUUACUUGUUGCACAGCGCGGCACUGUUUACCUUCCGUCCGGAGACAUACUUUCAAACUCGCUCUCUUCGCAUUACACAGAAAAGCAGGAAAAGGAGAAUGAAGCUCUCUUUAUGGUUCUUGUUUUUUCAUGCACAGUGCAACAUGCCUGCAGCAGACAGAGCACAGGCAUGACAGAUCUUGCAAGUCGUGCACAACUUGUGGAGCAGCUCAGCAGCGUUCAGAGCUGUUGUGGAAACGUCAGCAAGGUUUCGUCUUGAAACGGCUGCGGCGUGACAUUGCAGAGCCUCUUUUUGUCUCUUUCCCCUUUAUGUAUGUGUCAUUUGUGGAUGAGAGGAUGGGUAGAUGGAGGAAGACAAAACCCUGAGCCACAGGUAUUCCUUUAGGAUCACAUCCGGAACGAAAAACGACGAUUUUUUUUUUGCAUGAAAAUCGCAUGUUUUUGCAUGAAAUUUCUCGCGCUUUCCACGUUUACGCGUAAACAUUUACGCCAUUAAACUGUCUCCAUCCAUAAUUGCAUGUUCAUAUUUGCAAAUAUCACAUCGUAUUUCACCAUAAACAACAACUCAAGUGAUAACCUUGAACCUGUGCCACGCUGGAGACAACAGGUUCAUUACGCACGACACUUUCUGUGCACGCAAAGUCUCCAAUUCCCUGAUAUUUUCUCAUAAAAUCGAUGUUAUUUUGUGCAUGUUUGUUCCUGAAUAGCUGGAUCAGAUUCAUUAGGAGCAUAAUGCGGACAUGUGUGUUUUUAUUUCCCCCUCAGUGAGAGAGCGUGCACACACACGUCAGCUCGGGGAGGGCAAAGCCUGCUUAAAAUGCAGUGAAUGUGACAGCCCCGCCGAUAGUCCAGACUACAGCAGCGCGUGGACGGGAAAGGUGAGCGUGGUGGGGGGGGGCACGAAAAUGCCAGCGGAACCAGCUCACCCGCAGACGUGACGCCGACACACCGACAAAAAAAGAGGGAGACAAGCGGAGACGCUCAGCUGGUUUCCAAAUACGCGCGGGGGUGUCGGAGGGGGAACAGAGAGGACUGAGGUGCGGGAAGCGUCGCCCUUGUCUGGGGGGGAAAAAUGACAGUGGUGCCCGGAGAGAACCUGGAUGAGACUGUGGCACUGGCCGCGCUGUCAGCCCAGGAUGUGUACGACCCGGAGAGAGUGGAGAACCAGGAGUGCUGCGAGCGGGUGGUCAUCAACAUCUCCGGGCUGCGCUUCGAGACGCAGCUGAAGACGCUCGCCCAGUUCCCCUCCACCCUGCUGGGGGACCCCCGCAAGAGGAUGCGCUUCUUCGACCCGCUGAGGAACGAGUAUUUCUUCGACAGGAACAGACCCAGCUUCGAUGCCAUCCUCUACUACUACCAGUCCGGGGGCAGGCUCCGGAGACCCGUCAACGUGCCAGUGGACAUUUUCAUGGAGGAGAUUAAAUUUUACGAACUGGGGGAGGAGGUGAUAGAGAAUUUUAAGGAGGAUGAGGGGUUUAUUAAGGAGGAAGAGCGCCCGCUGCCUGACAACGAGUUCCAGCGCCAGGUUUGGCUCCUGUUCGAGUACCCGGAGAGCUCCGGACCCGCCAGGGGGAUCGCGAUAGUUUCCGUGCUGGUUAUCCUCAUCUCCAUUGUGAUUUUCUGUUUGGAGACUUUACCCGAGUUCAGGGAGGAAGCCAGAACGUUUGACGUGGAGCUGGGGGUGAACGGCACCGCGCGCGCAAAGAAGCCAAACCCGUUCACAGACCCGUUUUUCAUCGUGGAGACGCUCUGCAUCAUCUGGUUCUCCUUCGAGCUGCUGGUCAGGUUCCUCGCCUGCCCGAGCAAACCCGCUUUCUUUAAGAACAUCAUGAACACCAUCGACAUCGUGGCCAUCAUGCCCUACUUCAUCACGCUGGGGCUGGAGCUGGCGGAGCACCAGGGGAACGGACAGCAGGCCAUGUCCCUGGCCAUCCUCAGGGUCAUCCGCCUGGUCCGGGUCUUCCGGAUCUUCAAGCUCUCCAGACACUCCAAGGGGCUCCAGAUCCUCGGGAAGACCCUGCAGGCCAGCAUGAGGGAGCUGGGACUGCUUAUAUUCUUCCUCUUCAUCGGGGUCAUCCUCUUCUCCAGCGCGGUGUACUUCGCGGAGACCGACGACCCGGAGUCGGGCUUCAGCAGCAUCCCGGACGCGUUCUGGUGGGCGGUGGUGUCCAUGACCACGGUGGGCUACGGGGACAUGUGUCCGGUCACGAUCGGGGGUAAAAUCGUCGGCUCGCUGUGCGCCAUCGCCGGCGUGUUGACCAUCGCGCUCCCGGUGCCCGUCAUCGUGUCCAACUUCAACUACUUCUACCACCGGGAGACGGAGCACGAGGAGCAGUUCCAGUACACGCACGUGACCUGCGGCCAGCAGCAGCCGCAGUUUGGAGACUUCAAGAAGAGCGACAGCAAGCCGUCGCUGUCCAAGUCCGACUACCUGGACAGCGACGACGCGGACUCCAUCAAGUACACCAACUGCAGCCCGCACAAAGCCUACACCGGGAAGCUCACCGAUGUUUGAUUUGACCCCAAGUUACGCACUGAGGGGGUCUCCCAGUGCCCCCCAACAUCCUGGACCCUGGUUUGAGUUUAGACCGGCGAGCUCCUUAUUUCUCAUCAAAGGGAUUCAUUUAAACCCCCACAGUGGAUGGAUUAUAAGAUAAUUCACCCCCCCCCGAAACAGUCUUCCAUUACGCGUGUCAUGGGGGGGGGGGGGCGCUUAGAAAUGAUCAGCCUAUAGCCAGUUUUAGCACUUUAUUAUUAUUAUUAAUGUUUCUCUUAGUAAAUGCGUAAUUUAUUGUCCUAAUGAUGCAGGUUUAAAGUUUACAUUUGCUUUUCUGUUUAUCUGAAGCGGAGACACAAACACAGGACCAAUGUCAUCUAAAUUUACAGACUGAUGCAGGAGGCACAUGGUGGCGCGCGCACACACACACACACACACACACCUGUUAUUUCACCCUCAUGUAUUUUCCAUUCAGGCUGGCUGGAGCCCAGUGGGGAUCAGAUGAUGUGCUGCAGGAAUGAAAGAAUCAAUUAUCCUAAAAUUAAACGACUUUGAUGCCAGACUUUAAUUUAACCUCUGUUCUAUAAACAGGCUUCAGUAGCCUACAAGACAAAAGUCAGGGCCCGUGCACCCCGAGGCUGACAUGCAGAUUUUAGUGUUGCAGGCUUCAGGAGUUAAAUCCUCCACAGUGGCCCGUUUGUUAAAGUGUUAUGAAAUCAGGUGCAGCUUUUCCAAACCAAGAGCGCCACCGUGUGGAUGAAAAGGGGCCUUGCGUCUCUUCAGUGGAUGCAGUUUCCAUAGCAACCUUCCAGACUUUUCUGCAUUGUCUGCCACAGGAAUAAAAGGAAGCUGAAGCUGUGGAGACGAGGCUCAGCGAGGCCAGAAAACCACCAUGUUGUGGAAGCCUCCAUGUUGUUUGAUUUCACCGGCUGAAUCUGUCGCGUGACUUUAAACUGUGACAGUAACGAAGAUUAAAUAAAACAUCUUUACAGGUGUUUGACCUGUUGUCCCUGCACCUUAGUCACACAGAGAAUAUGACUCACACUGGGCUGCAACCAGCGAUUAUUCCAGUCAUCUGUUAUUUUAGGCUUAAAAUGUGUCGGAAAUAAUGUCCAUCACAAGUUCCCAGAGCCCAAAGUGAGGUUUUGAAAUUGUAUAUUUUUUCAGCCAGAAAAAAACCCCAAAUGGAUUCGAUAUAAAAAAGCAAAGAAAGCCUCACAUUCAAUAGCUUGUAAAAGAAAAAGAUAAUAUUUUGGAUGUUUGAGAGCUCGACCGAUGCUGAUUUUCGAGGCUGAUUCAUGCCACACAGACACAAAACCAAGCAACAUCUCAGCUCAUAUUAGGUUUUUACAUAAAUCUCCUGAAGCAGGAUAUUUUAGCGUUAACAAUAAAUGUUCUUAAAAAUGACAGUAACAGUAAAUCUGGAAUUAGCAAAAAAUAUAUAAAUAAAAAAAACAACAACAACUAAAUCUUAAGAUGUAAAGAAACGAUCAAAACUAGCCAAUAAGACGUUUAUGUCCUGUCAGCCAUGCAUGGCAGCAAAAAGAGCCUCACUCUUUCAUAAUGGUGUUGAAACUGGGAUUCAUUUUCACAUUUAAGUAUUCAUUCAGUUGCCUUUUAACGUUCAAAUAUUAAACUUUGAAAACCGUCUAACUUUACGUGGUUUGAAUUCCCUGCUUUUUAAAUUUCUAGUAGGAAAUUUCAAGGUUUUUUUUUUUAGGGUCCCCAAAUUCAGAUAGAAAAUUCAAGGGUCCAAUAUUCCAAAAAACAUAUUUAAGUUGCUCAAAUUCAACAAAUGAUUGGAUGUAAAAAUAAAAAAAAUCUCAACUCUCUCAACUUUCAAGCCAAAAUGGAUGAGAAAUUCGUAAAAUGCUUAGAAAAAUGGAAAUUUGAACAUCUGCAAUUCCACGCGAACUUCAUCUGCUGAAGAAGAUCAUGCGAUAUGAUCAAAAGCUACAGAACAGCUACUAAACUGACCUUUUUUUUUCUUUACAUAAGUAAAUGAAGCCCGAAUGGAAUCGAUCUCUCCAAUCAGGUUACAUCCUGUCGGUCACAUGAUCCAAGAAAGAAGUGUAGGAGCGACUGGAAAUACCUGAACCUGAAAUUGCAAACCUUCAACAAGAAAAAUAUAAAAAGAGAAUUCAAACCACAUAAACUCAGAUCGAUAAGUUUUCAAAAUAUUUCACUGCCAUAAAUUCAGUGCCAUUUGAAGCUGCUGAUCAGUCGCUGAUGCAUCAGUCGAGCUCUGACGUUUCAAGUACUUAAAAUGCUAAAUCAGUUUUCAAAAAAAUGCCAACUGAUUAGUCUCAAUCGAUCAAUAUUUUAGCACUUGCCCUGACAUUUGAUCAGUCCUUGUUAGAUUAAGAACUCUAUAAUUACUGCACAGUAAAAACAGGUCACCUGCUGUGUUUGAGGUUUCCAUAAUUUGCUCGUCUGGACUCCAGAGACGAAUCAUUCAACCAAAUCUGAUGGAAAAAAAGGAGUUUUUAACAAACUGAGGGGAUAAAAAUGAUCCCAGCAGACGUUUUCACAGUCAAGGUUACGUGUUCGGCGCCCUGUUGGUUGGAUUAUUAGCUGAUGGAUUGAUGGGUGGAGGCCUGAUGGAGUUUAACUGCUGAAUCAUCAACACACAGACAGACAGAUGGAUGGAUGGACGACUCUUCAGCUCAGACGACCAUCGGAUUCACAACACCGGAGGGCUGGUGACACAGAGAGGGGAAGAACGACGAGCCGCUCCUUCACCCUGCUUUCCCUUCACUGCGCCGUGUCAAACCAAAAGAGUAUGACAUCCCUGCUUCCCCCACGCCUCUUCUUCUUCUUCUUUCUUCCUCCGAUGAAGGUGAAAUAAAACAAACUAUUGAUAAAACACUGACACUCAUAGGAAACACGGAGCUAUGAGACGCCUUUCCAUUACAAGAGGACAUCCUGACUGAUUUUUGCACCGAGCAAAGCCACAGUGGGACUCUGAGGUACGACAAACGUUACUUGAAUCAUCUGCUACAUAUAUUUACAACAUGUCUGCUGGCUAAUGGAGUCCUCAGUAUAUUCAUGAAUAGAUGUUUUUUGGGAGAUUGCUCCACUUGCUGUAGAGAAAACGACCUUGUUGUCCUGUCCGUACGUUGCAUAUCAUAUUCAAACCAAAACAUAUUAUUGCAUGCUUGGAAAGUAGAGCAUGUAAACAGAAGCAAACAAGUGUGACUUUCGUGUUGACGGCUCACCCCAGCACCGUUAAUCUGAAAUAUGGGAACAACAACAACAACAGCUCAUCGGUAGUUUAUUGAAAUAAUUCUGUUCGACUGGUGGAGUUAGUUGCUAAAUCUAUAUUUUUUAAAGUAUCAUACUGUAUAUGUUUUAUAUGGAGAGGAAUUGGUUAACCUGGUGAAUUAUUUUGUAGAUUUUUACCAUUUUUGCUAAUUAUUUUAAUUGUUUUGUUUUAAUUUUUGCCUUGGUAAAAACAAAGCAGCUCCAGAGGGCAGCUCUGAUGGAAAUGUCUGCCUGCCAAAAACACUUUAAAAAAGGAAAAAACUGCCCCUAUAAGAAGAAUCUUUGUGUGGAAAAAAGACAGUUGAAAUGCAUUUAUCGCAGACAUUUGACAUCUGAUUUUCUUUGAAUAAUUUUGAAUGUUUCUGAUUGUGUUUGGGUUUUGAUCAAAAUGCUGUAUAUCUGUUCUAUCGAUAACAUCUACCUCAGUGUCCGCUCAUUAAUGACAGAAGCUUUAACACCUGAAUGACGCUGGUGUCCCUCCGUCAUCAGACCUGGAUUGAGUUUUGAAAUGCCUCUCUAAUUAUCUGGUGCAAUUAAAUAAACCCAAACACUCUAUAAACUGCCAUUUGAUAACUUAGACAAGUCCGGAAAAAUGCUAAAGAUGCUAGAGGAAAUGUAUACGAAACCAUAUUAACUAGGGAUGAAUAUAUAUGAAGCCAAUAUGGCCUUUCAGUUAAACAUCAGAUGUCAUCCAGCCUGAUUACAGCAAAACAUCUUAGAGCCUGAAAUCCUGAUUUUAUUUGCACAUUUUAAUUUAUUUGUGAAAUUGUUCAAAAGUGUGUGUGAGCGAGAGUGACUGAUUUUGAAUUAAUUGUUGAUUUAAGGGCAAUAAUGUACCGCAGAGGUUUCCUACCAUUGAAUAAAUGGAGUGGGUCAGCCUGUCUUAAAAAACUGCUAAACCUAAAACAGUUCAUUAGUUUAAGUUUUAAUGGAAAUGCAAUUUUAUGUCAGCCGUCUAAAAUGCUUUUUCAGAGGUUUUUCCACCCUGACAAGAAUCGGUCCUGGGGGUGAUGUUUAAUCCAUGUAUAUUUCAGGCACAAAAUUAGGGACAUUUGUAGGAAGAAUCUGAAAAUUUGGGAAAUCCUGAUGUUAGCUCUCUUUCCCAGAUUCAGAUGAGAAGAUGGAUAUUAGUUUAAUCUCUGUGGGUCCAGCACAGGGAUAGGUCCAGGGUGUGUUUAGCCUAGCUUAGCACAAAGGCUGGACGCAGGGGGAAACUGAUAGUCUAAAAUACAACUUCCAACAACUCAAAGCUAUCUGGUUUACAUGAUUUUAGGAUCAGAUAGCACUGGAGCUAUUUGUUGACCAACAAUGGCGUAAUAUAAGUUAUAUAAGUCAUAACAUACACUUAUGAAAAUUUGUAAAUUUACAGUACAGAGAUAGGUCCAGGACAUUUCUUGCCUAGCUUAGCACAAAAACUGGAAGUAGGGGAAGCCGCUAUCUGAAGUAGCCACAACACAGCUAGCUAGCUGAUGUUAUUGUGGUUAUGCUGCAUUCACGCAAUUUUGGCAGAAUGGGAAGAACAGGAAAACCUCCUAACUCUAAGGUUGUAUUAGUGUGAAUGUUGUAUUUUACUUGAUAGAAAUACCAGCAGCCAUUUUGACACCAGUAACACUUCUCUAGUUCUCUUCACCUAGUGGGAGAUAUCGUUAUGAUGAUGAUAACUUUGAACAAUACGACAGGAAGACGACACUACAAACUAAAGCUAAAAUAUCUGAUGUUAUGGUAGUUGUUUGUAGCGCUGUUAUACCAGGACGCCUUUAGCCUAGCUUAGCAAAAAGACUGGAAGCAGGGGGAAACUGCUAGCCUAGCUAGAAAAACAAAAUCCACCUUCCGACAACUCUAAAGCUGUCUGAUUUACAUGUUAUAUCUUAUUUAUUGAAUAGGUAAUAGAAAGGUAAAAGUGAGACAUUGUGGUUUUAGAAGUUAGCAUUGGAGCUACUUGUUGACCAACAACCGCUAGCAUCUCAGAAGUCCUCAUGGUGGGGUUGCCUGGUUUUAGCUUAGUCUCAACUCUACAAGCUUCUUAGCUAGCUUGCUCAUUCCUACAACAUGUAGGAAUAAAAAUAUCCUACAGGUCUGGAGUUCUUUUCUUUUUCCAAGUUAAGCUAGCAUUUCCCCCCUGCUUCCAGUCUUUGUGCUAAGCUUGGCUAAACAUGUCCUGGACCUUUCUCUGUACCGCAGAUGAUGGAAACUGAUAUCCAUCUUCUCAUCUGACUCUGGGGAAGAUGACAAACAAAAAUAUUUCCCAAAAUGUUGAACUUAUUGGUACUAGUCUGUAAAAACUUGUAUCCAUCAAACAUCAACUCUGCAGUUUGUCUUGCUGUGAUUCUGCUUUGCUUAGACAUAAAAACAGCCAAGGGUGAUUUUUGUUUGACAGAGGCACUGAUGAGCUGUGACUGGGCAUUAGUUGUGAUGAUUAAUGUAUUCUGCAUACUGUAUGUGCAACAAUAAUAAUACAGUAUUUCCCCUGUGAGUACAGCAAUGUCCUUAUGACUGAAGACUACAGUCAGCCUGGUCAGGUUUCCACAUAUUUAACCAUCACUUGAUAUUUACUACACGUAACAUCCAUCGCUACGUCUUGGAGGACAUUUUCAUGCUUCAUUAUCAACUACAGAGUUCAGUUCAGGCUUGUCACCAAACUGUCUCAUUUUCAUGCAAAAAUAAGAAAAGGCAAUAGUGUGAGUGAUUACUGUGCUCUGGGAACUUCAGUUUGGAAGCAAAGUGCAUUUUGAUUUCUUUUCUUUUUUCAGAUUUUUUAAAUUUCCAGUUAUUGUUGCCAUGUUUAUUUUGACAAUCUUCAAUUGUGAUCUAUUUUUGAUAAAAUAAAUCUUUAAUCCUGAUCAGUUUCAAUCUUCAUGUGUUUCAGACGACUACACAUGCAGAUGUGUCAUUUUCUGUUUCUUGUUGGUUUUUCAUGAGCCAUAGACAGGGUUAGGCUUACAGACCAAGUUUGUUUACUUUGUCUGUUGUUCCCUAAGGUGUAACACCGGCACUAACUAACUCUGGCAGCCCGCCAGCUGUCAGUCAAACACCGACAGCCGGCUUUCUUCCUUUUGAUAAUAAAAGACUAUUAUCAAGAUAUUUUAAAAACACGUUGACAUUAUUUUUGACUACAAGAAGGUACGACUACAUGUGGUUUCAUGUGAAGUUCAGCCUCUAAACGGAAAGCAGUGUGUCAUCAGUGUCAGUCAGCGUCCCAAUUAACCAGAAAUCUCAGUGGUUGGGACAAAAUGUCACCCCCCCCCUAGAUAUAUCUCCUGGUCAUAUUUUGACAUUUCUUUUAUCACUUUCUUCGUUUUUAUUAAUAUACACCUUCUAGGUGUGGCCUUUUGGGCCCGUCAUCACCUUUCUCAGCUGCAGUUUGUACCCCAUGACUACAAAGCCCUCAACCAAAAGGGAGAUGCCACUUCAUCAGUGGGCACCAACAGCAGUGCAACUCGCACUUUGAAGGAAAGAGUGAAACUCAGUCAAAGAGAGGGCAUGUUUUGUGUGCUUCCAUAUGCUGAAGUGUUGUUAGAAGAGAAUAUGGAAAAUACAUUUCCUUAAAACCCUCUUUAUUGAAAUGUAAUGAAAGUAGGUUAAAUCCUAUUUUCCUAUAGUAUUGCUAGUAUCUGCUUGGUUCUCUAUAGUAUAAUGUCUAGAUUAUAAUAACAUUAUAGUAACGUUAUAUUAUAUUAUAUUAUAUUAUUGAUUUUGCCCUUGUUGUGAGAAGGCAUUAACCUUAACAAUCUUUAGACCUAGACAUUUAUUUGGGGGCAUUUGUUGGGACACUGCUGCCAGAAACAGUAAAGAUAUUUAAAUAAAUGCUCAUAUGUUGAUUUACAUGUGACAAUGUGUAACCAUAAAUGCUUCUAAAAAAUCAUUAAAAUAGAAACAGAAAUGAAGAAUGAGGUCACCAAGGGUAAGGAUUGACAGUUAGGUCUUUGUUGUGUCUCCCACUUUUGAAGCCAAACCUCUUGAAUUUCUUGGUUAAACAAAACUGUUCUUUAACAUGCAAACCAUAACAGCAUUCAUGUCUGGAGGGCUGCAGAGUUUGGAAAUGUUUAGUUGUGAUUUAAAUGCUUCAUUGGUUAAAGGUCCAGUAUGUAGGGUUUAGUGGCAUCUAGCAGUGAAAUUGCAGUUUGCUACCAUUUCAAUACUGCUCGCCUCACCCUCCCGUUCCAAGCGUGUAGGAGAAACUACGGUGGCCGCGAGCGGCCAUAUCUAGAGCCAGUGUUUGGAUGUCUGUUCUGGGCUACUCUAGAAACAUGGCGGUGCAACAUGGCGGCCUCCGUGGAAGGGGACCCGCUCCCUCUGUAGAUAUUCUAAGGUAAUGAAAAUGCAGCGAUUCUUAUUUUCAGGUGAUUAUACACUAAUGAAAACAUACUUUCAUUUCUCCCAGUAGCUCCUCCUAAAUGUUACACACUGGACCUUUAAGCUGCAUAUUAACUGCAGAAAGAAAACCAGCAGAUGUCACUUAGAAACAUGCAGUACAUAGUUAUUCAUCAAUAAGCAAUAAUGCAUGAAAAUAUCAUCAGCAAAGGUGAUUUGUCUGGUUGUUCAUGUCUGUGCAUGAAAAGUUAAUAGUGCCUUAAUCAUAACCUGAUUCAGUUAAUAACUCUGUCAAAUGCAUCUGAAGUACCAUAGAAGAAGAAAGUGAAGAAGAAAGUGUAUUUAUAUUAUACUGUAGGGAUGCAAUCGACUGGUUGCACAUAGAAAUAAUGUAUUGUAAAAUAAUGUAUUGAAUGUACAGUAAGUAGUCUUCCUGGUUGGUGUUUAGAGAGGAAACAAAUGUGAAAAAGUGAAAAGAAAUCUCUAUAUCUGUGGAAGCUCAAAGUGGACAAGACUACUGAUUUUGUUUUUAGGCCUGUUAUGUUCUAAAAGAAUAAUUUUGUUUUCUUGUGGUGAAUUUACUUUUUAAAAAAAGUAUUUUUAUUAUUACCCGCGUUAUUAUCCUGUGCCCACAAGGUCCAUAUCUUGUGCGCACAAGAUUCGAAAAUAUAACUUUUCACUUCUUUGGGGAUUCUGUAAUCCAUAAAUUCUGUAAGAAGUUUUAAUAAAUUGUGAGAUUUGUCUGGAUAAUUGUCUGAAAAUUAGAAUUUUGGCACCACAAUCAUGAGAAAAUAAGUUGUGAUCACAGGAAAACGUUUUCCUUGUGAUAUUAAAAUAAGUUGUGAUAUUAGUAUUACAGGCCUAAAAAAAUAAUGUUUGCAAUCAUGUCCACUCUGAGCUUCCGUAGUUGAUUUUUUACUGACAUUCCUCACCUGUCUCACUGUACUUUUUCUUUGGCAGCUGAUGAGAUUGAAACAGUUGACUGUGAUUUCUUUAUCGUGUCUUUACUUUGAGCUUUUUCAUACAAUCUGUUGUUUUUUACUUGAACACAUUUUUCUUAUUUUAGUCUGGGUGCUUAGUACCAAUUAUUGUUGAUAAUUAAAACUAAGUGAAAGUUAAUUAAAGUGAAAGUGAAACUUUUUUCCUGAUCAGGACUACUUUAAAUAAUGUGUUCACGCAAAUCCCCAGCUGAUGUUUAACUUCAUUAUUCAGUAGUUUGACAAAGAAAUCUCAACUCAAGGUCCAUUUACUUGCUUACUUACUUUUUCAGGACUUUCAAAAACAUCUCUUAGUAAUGAAGCUCUGGAAAAAGCUGGUAAGUGGACUUGAGUUUAGAUUUUAAUUAUUAAAAAUGAGUUGAUGCUGUUUCAUAAAAUAAAUAGAUACAGAUUAUGAUGGGCUCAAAAAACUAGCCUGAAACAGAAAAUAUAUUAAAAUAGAAAUAAUAGAAAAUAUAAGAUCAGUUUAAAGAAGUGGAACUAAAAUAAUCUUGGUCAUAACAUUUAACUUUAGUUUUCUUAUUAUUAUGCAAGCUGAAUACACAUGAUCGCACAGAUGACCAUUUAAUUUACUGCUAAAAAAGGUCAAAUCAAAAUAACGUGUCUUUUUAAAGAAUAACCGAAUGUUGUCCUUAAAAAUUUAAACAUUGUUUGAAUUAUCUGAAUCUUUCUGACAUUCUGAAUGACUUUUUGGGAUGGUGUGAAAGUGUGUAACUUACAGAAUGUCAAUAAUAAUGAUAAAUUCCCAUCAGAUAAUAUGUCUUUAAACUGAUAUUUUGUUCACACUUCAGGUAAAACAUCCGUAUCUUUCCUUUCCUUUUCUUUACAAUGCUGUUAAAAUUCAGAGGAGUGAAACACGACUGAGAGAAAGAUUGCAAACAAGACAAAAUAACCAUCAUAGAUCCUUGCCGGCAUGAGUGUAACAAAUGCAAUUUGUCUCCACGUAUUUGAGGUCAGUCCUGUAUUCCUUCACUGAACUGUGUGUUUGUCUCAUGGUGUUUUCCUGCUUCUGCUAACAGCUGAUACAACCGUGACAAAAAAACUUUCUGUCUGCAAAACCUCAACUUGUGUCUUCAGUGUUUAAAAUCUCAAAGAAUAUUUUAUUUUUGUUAACUUGAGUAUCUGUGUGUUUCACUGUAUGGCAGGUAUAAUGUUAAAUAACAAAAAAAGUAAUAUAUGUAUGGCUUGGGAUCGUACAUACUGUAUAUGCACAACAGAGUCAUUCUGAAUACUAGUUGUGACUAAGUUUAAUGCGGCCUUUUCUUUCUCUUUAAUGUACUGCAAUGUUGCAAAUGAUUUGUAUAAUAUUACAUAAUGUAUAUUAAAAUUAACAAGGCUUUAUGUUUCUACCACCUAUGUUUAAUAAAUAAAUGAACUGUGCUCAACUGUA